GACAUACUGUAGAGGAACAGUAGAAACUUGGCAUCAUUCGAUAUUAUUACUAACAAAAUGAAAAGGAGAGAAAAAGCAAUGGAUGAAAGUACUGCUGAGUCAGAAGGAGGUGAAACUAUUACUGAUAUCCAAAAUUAUUUAGCUUCUUUUAACAAAGAGAUUCAAGAUGGAGGUACUACUGCAACUUCUGGAUCAACAUCACAGCUUGAAACUGUUGCAGAAGGCGACUCUAAUGCAGAGCAAGGAGCAGAAACAGCAUUUUUUGUUGCUGCUCCUGGCACAAGUACAGGGGAAGGAUAUCAGUACGAGCAAGGAGAAGCUUCGUUCGGAACUACUUACUAUGCAUCUACUGAUGGCACCUAUUAUGCAAGUGCUUCUGGAGAUCCAAACCAGCAUGGCACAAUUACAGCCUAUGCUCAAGCCGAUGGUACUACCAUCUUACCUGUUACUGGACAAAGAGCUUUUAGAACAGUAGCAGCUGGAGAUUCGGGUCUGCAACAGAUAGUUCUUGCUGUUAGUGACUCCAGUGCAUCUGGCACUGCUGGUGGUAGUAGACAAGAAAUAGUAGCCAUCCCUGCAUCCCUAACUUCUCAAGCAAUUUCUGGUUCCACACAAGAGCAAGCUUUUGUUUCAAUGCAGGGUAGUUCAUCACAGGACUCUUCAAUUGAUGAGGACCAAGAUGGACAGAGUCAGGCACAACUUGCUUCAAUUGAAGACAGGACUCAAUCUGAUAGUAAAAGUGGGAUCCCUCAGGUUCAAACAAUACGCAUGGUAUUACGCCAACCAGAUGGAACAGAAACAGAACAGACCCUUCCCGUUUCUUCAUCUCGUGUUCCCACACUCCUUACAAAUGAUGGUCAAGAAGUUCAGCUAAGUGAUGAAAAUCAGUUACAAAUGAUUUCUACCAUUGUGGAGCAAGCAGCUGCUGGUGGUUUAACAGAUGGAAAUAAUCAGGUUAUUUUAAAUGUUGGUAAUGCUUACCAAGCCGUAACAGUUGUUCCAACUAAUGGCAACUCAGGAGAAGUCAGUUAUAUGUUCAUAGUUGCUCAAGCAGAUGAUGAUAAAGAUCCCUCAAAAGAUAUUGAUCUUGAUAUGUCUGUCUAUGAUUUUAACGAAGGAGAAAAACAUGGUGAAAUUGUUGCUGAAGAAGUUGCACCAGAUGGUACAAAAACGAGAACCAUUAGAAUUACACAAAAGAAAAGCCAGAUUGUUACUCAAGCUCACAUGUGUAAUUAUUGUAACUAUACAAGUCCUAAGAGAUAUCUAUUGUCCCGUCACAUGAAGUCUCAUUCUGAGGAGCGUCCUCAUAAAUGUGGAGUCUGUGAAAGAGGUUUUAAAACACUUGCUUCGUUACAAAAUCACGUUAACACUCACACUGGAACUCGGCCACAUUGUUGCCGUGAUUGUGAUUCAUCUUUCACUACAUCGGGAGAAUUAGUUCGUCAUGUUCGCUACAGGCACACUCAUGAAAAACCUCAUCGAUGUACUGAAUGCGAUUACGCCAGUGUUGAAUUGAGCAAACUCAAACGUCACAUGCGCUGCCAUACUGGAGAGCGACCAUAUCAGUGCCCUCAUUGCACCUAUGCUAGUCCUGACAUGUAUAAACUAAAACGUCAUUUAAGGAUACAUACUGGUGAAAAACCAUAUGAAUGUGAUAUUUGUCAAGCACGUUUUACACAGUCGAACAGUCUCAAGGCUCACAAGCUCAUUCAUUCUGGAAACAAACCCUCUUUUCACUGUGAUUUCUGUCCUACAACCUGUGGACGCAAAACAGAUUUACGAAUACAUAUGCAGAAGCUUCAUACCAGUGACAAACCUUUAAAAUGUAAGCGUUGUGGAAAGACAUUUCCAGAUAGAUAUUCAUAUAAGUUGCAUUCUAAAACUCAUGAAGGAGAAAAAUGUUUCAAGUGUGAUCUGUGUCCUUAUGCAUCAAUUUCUCAACGACAUUUGGAAUCGCAUAUGUUGAUUCAUACUGACCAGAAACCGUUCAGAUGCGACGAAUGUGACCAAGCUUUUCGUCAGAAACAACUUUUGCGUCGCCACAAGAACUUGUACCAUGAUCCUAAUUAUGUUGCUCCACCUCCAAAAGAAAAGACAAAUGAAUGUUCAGAAUGUGGAAAAGCAUUUAGACAUAAAGGAAAUCUUAUUCGUCAUUUGGCUAUCCAUGAUCCAGAAGCCUCUGUUGCCGAAAAAGAAGAAGCUUUGCGAAUUGGAGAGCCAAAAGGACCUGGGGAACAACCUGAUGGAGAAGAAGAGGAGUAUUAUGUUGAGGAAGAAGAGGAGGAGGAAGAUAUUGAUGCACCAUUUCCGGGAACCGUCACUAUUUCUGAACAAGGAACCGUACAAGAGACUGAAGAUGGGCAACAAGUUGUUGUAUUUGAAGUUAUACAACUCCAUCCUCAAGACGCAGAUUCACAAGCUGAAAAUGAUGAAUUAAAUUCAGCAAACAGUGGAGAGCCUGUACAGCUAACCACUUUACAAGAUGUUACUGAGGAAGAUUGCUUUGCAAGUGCUGUUGCAGAAGCAAUAGGAGAAGUACCGCCAUCUCCUGCUCCACCCUCUCCAUCAUCUACUCCUAGACGCAGAGGAAGACCCAGAAAACACAGUAUUCCACCACCCCAACAACCAGAGUUACUUAAACAGAUUAAAGUUGAAAAAGGACUUGAAAAAGAAGAAAUAAGCCAAGAAAGUAUGCAAAUUGCAAAUCGUGUGGGUAGGAAACGCAAGAUUACUGAAACAUCUGAACAAGUGUUUGAAAGUCCGGAAUUAUCUAAAAGAGGUCGUCCAAUGAGGUCUUGCAGAAUGAGAAGAGGAGAAGACACCCAAACUACACUUUCUGAAAUUCCUGCUAUUAACAAUGAUGAUGAAAUGGAGUCUUCUCUUCAUUGCCCUAGUCCUAAAGCAGAUAUGGAAGAUUUAGCUAAGAGAGAAGCUGAAUUACAGAGGAGAAGAUUAGAGCAAAAACAAAAAGAUAUGGAUGAAUGCUUUGGUUUUAAUGAUGAUGAAGAAGAAACUGAAACUAUUUUAGCUAUGCCUGCUGUGCCAGGCGCUCAGCCCUUGACAGUGAAUUUGGAAGAAAAUCUCCUCAGUAACCUGCGUAGUCACAAUGGAGUACUUACUGAAGCCACGUAACACUUAAAUGUUAUUGAUAGUUUCAAAUAUUUGCGGACUUAUUGCAAUAUGGUGUCAGUAGUUACGAAAACAUUCUGUGAUUCUCAAUUGGGGAUUGUCCACGAAGAAACUUUAUAAUUGUUGACUAGUGUCAGGCACCAUGAGCAGCAGAGACUGAAAUGCUGUGUUUUUUGUAAAUAUCUUAAGUGAAAUUUCUGACGUGAAUGUCUCACGCUUUUCCAAAAAGACUGAAGAAGAAGAGAAAAAAAAUCACAUGCACACAUGCAAAUUGAAGCCACAAUUUCUAACUUUCUGUAUAAAUUGACUGUGUGCCGCAAUUUCGAAAACCGUAUAUACUUUGUUAGUAUGAUAGAAUGUCAAAAUUCUGAAGCAAAACAGUAACAAUACUCGUCUUUUUUUUUUUUUUUUUUUUGUUUCAUUAUUUACUGAGAAAUGCACUUUUAAAAAGAAUUUAACUUUCUUUGAAAAAGCAUGUUAUUAUUUGUUAAUUAUUGAGAGUAUUGUCACUUUUUUUGAUGCUCAUUUAAAUACCAAAAGAACCAUUUAGUCAUUUUGACUUUUAAGCUAAUGACUUGCAUAUAAGUUAUGAGUAUGAAUACUUUUAUGUAAAAUGUUAAUACACUGUAUUUUGUUAAUUUUUAUGCAUAACUUGCAUGAAUUGCAUUGUUUUUUGUUGUUGCUGGGUAUUUAUUGAAUUUUUCGUAUUUUGUUUAUUAUUUAGAUUUGUGUUAAAUAAUUUUAUCAAGCAUUUUAUAUUUUUCUUAAAAAAGCAUUUCUGCAAAACUUAUGUAGUAUGGGAAAGAAAAAUUUAAACCAUUAAAAUGUAUAAAUGAUCAUUUUUUGCACGUUUGAAAUAUCUCAUGUAUUUUAUGUGAAUUACACAAAAUAAAUAUUGCAUGUAGAUCUAAAUGCAAAUGUAGGUACCAAGUUUUAAUUAUUGAUUACUAUAAUUAAUAAGUUAUGAUCUAACAACCAUUGUAUAUUUGCACGUCUUUUUGUCUCUACCCCCUUUCUUGUAGUACCCAAACUAUAUGUCAAAAUUUUUUUCCCUCAAUUCUAUGAAUAAUUACGACAAUUCAUUUUUUAUGACAACGUUUAAAAACACUUUUCUUCAAAUGUUUACACAAUUUGUUUGUUGAAAAUUUUUACUUGCAAUGUUAGUAUGUAAACUAAGAAGUGUUAAAAAUAAACCAUUGUGUUUUUCUGUUUGUUGGAAAAUUAUCUUUAAGCUUUUCUACUCUUUGAAAGGAGGAAUGAUUGUUACAAUUUACACAGAAAUAAUAAUGUGUAUCAAAAAUUACUUCAAUACUUGUAUAUAUUACUUUCUACUCCUUGGAAAAGUUAAUUUAUUAUAUUGAAUUGUAAUUGUAUUGUCUUCAAAAAAUAUAGUUUGUUAAAGAACUUUGAUUUUAAAUGAUAAAGAACAAGCAGGUUGAAAUUAACUGUAAAAUGCUGUCAGCACUAAAAUAACGUUUCUAAUGAGUCCCUUAAG
Molecule: messenger RNA, 4624 nt
Organism: Uloborus diversus
Lineage: Eukaryota; Metazoa; Arthropoda; Arachnida; Araneae; Uloboridae
Product: zinc finger Y-chromosomal protein 2-like
Exons: 14
Coding region: 58-3132 (1024 amino acids)
Biological process (GO): negative regulation of transcription by RNA polymerase II; epigenetic regulation of gene expression; positive regulation of DNA-templated transcription
Cellular component (GO): nucleus
Molecular function (GO): chromatin insulator sequence binding; DNA-binding transcription activator activity, RNA polymerase II-specific; RNA polymerase II cis-regulatory region sequence-specific DNA binding
Source: RefSeq, a predicted model, not a curated record